Hypanus sabinus (Atlantic stingray) is the source of this 3227-nucleotide messenger RNA. It is a transcript of the gene mgll, whose product is annotated as monoglyceride lipase. The record is from RefSeq and is a predicted model, not a curated record. Bases 2220 to 3140 code for a protein of 306 amino acids. The transcript is spliced from 9 exons. Gene Ontology annotation, cellular component: membrane. NCBI's taxonomy places the organism in Eukaryota, Metazoa, Chordata, Chondrichthyes, Myliobatiformes, Dasyatidae. Gene Ontology annotation, molecular function: lipase activity.
GAAUACAAGCUAGGCAUGAGUAACUGUACUAUUAUUUCACAUAAUUGUGGUUACUCUGUGGUUAGAAUGUGGGAUGUACCACCAAGUGAAGUAGAUAUGAACAGAAAAGCAGUAUUUAAGAAGCGAGGUUUAUAGUUGAAAGUGAAAAGGAAAAGAAUAGGCCCAACCCAGCAACCUAUCUUCCUCCUCAUCUGGUCUCACCUAUCACCUGUCAGCUUGUACUCCUUCACCUCCCCCACCUUCUUCCCCCUUCCUUUCCGGCCCUGAUGAAGGGUCUCAGCUUGAAACGUCGACUGUCAUUCCUGCCUGACCUGCUGAGUUCCUCCAGCAUUUUGAGUGUGUUGCUCUGGAUUUCCAGCAUCUGCAGAAUCUCUUGUUUUUUUUAGGAAAGGAAUGCUAUUGGGUGAGAUGAAAGUCACUGGUGCAUGGACACUUCCGCAAUCUGCAUAGAAGGGAGUGUUAAAUUGGGCUGAGAGAUUUUUUUUUAAAUAAAGCUGCCUGGAAUGGUAGUGUAGUGGUUAGCACAGCACUUUGCAGUACCAGCGACCCCCGGUUCAAUUCCCACCACUGUCUGUAAGGACAGUAUGUUCUCCCCGUGACUGUGUGGGUUUCCUCCGAGGACUCCGGUUUCCUCCCAAAGUCCAAAGACUGGUAGGUUGGUAGGUUAAUUGGUCAUUGUAAAUUGUCCGGUGAAUAGGCUGGGGUUAAAUCGGGCAGCAUGACCUAAAGGGCUGGAAAGGCCUGUUCCAUGCUAUAUCUCAAAAACUAAAUAAAUAGGUUUCUGAACAGUCCAUGAACUCUGUCUCACUAUUUUGCUCCAUUUCUACUCCAUUUAUAUUUAUUCUUAUUGUAAUUUAUACUCUAUUUCUAUGUUUUACACCGUACUGCUGUCACAAAACAUUUCAUGACAUAAACACAAGAGAAACUGUGACUGUUUAUUCCUCUCAUUUGCUGAGUUCUUUCAGCACUUUGUGUCAGUUUCUCUGAAUUUCACAUUUGAUAAUAAACCUAACUCUGAUCAACGUGGCGAUCAUGUUGUUAAACUGCUGUGAUUAGACCAUAGGAGUAGAACUAAGCCCACCAAGUCUGCGCCUCCAUUUCCCUCUUGUCACCCUUCAUGCCCAGACCAGCCUCUGCCUUAAGACAUCCAAAGAUUUGGCUUCCACAGCCACCUGUGGCAACAAAUUUCACAGAUUAUUUUUCGCUCCCUGGCUAAGGAAAUUCCUCCAUCUCCAUUCUAAAUAGAUGUCCUUCUAAUCUGUGGCUGUGUCCUCAGGUCUUAGAUUCCCCCACUAUAGCAAACCUCCUCUCCACAUUCACUCUAUCGAGGCCUUUCAACAUUGGAUAGCUUUCAAUGAGCUAUGGUUCUUCUGCAUUCCAGUGAGCACAGGCCCAGAGCCAUCAAACUCUCCUCAUAUGAUAAACCUGUCAAACCCGGAAUAAUUUUUGUGAACCAUUAGGGUUGUGCGGGUUGGUUCAGAAACCGGAGCGGUUGUACGGGAGGUUUAAGGCAAAUGUUUGAUUUAUUCAGGGGAAAUACUGCUUCUGAUGACAGGUCCCCACGUUUCUCCCUCUACAGAUGCUGCCUGGGACACUAAGUAUUUCUAAAGACACACACACACACACACACACACACACACACACUCACAACGCUGGAGGAACUCAGCAGGUCAGGCAGCAUCUAUGGAGGGGAAUAAACAGUGGACGUUUCGAGCCGAGGCGCUUCAUCGGGAACAUUUAUUUUUGACCUCUUCCUUAUAUCUAAGAAGCAGAGAAAUCAAUUAGCGACAUCGGAUUCCCAGCGACACACAUGCCUAGCGGUUCACGUGAACAGUGAAGUGUUCUCUCUGUGUUAUGUGUGCGUGUGUUAUUUGUGGCAAAGCGCAGAAAUAGAUUGCUAGCGAACGCACACAAAGAGCUUCCUCCUCUCGCACUCUGAUCUCUCGCUGAAACAAAACCCUAAAUUAGCCGCGGAGGGGUGGACAAGGACACCGCCAGAGGCAGUCGAUGUGGUUUCCGCGAUCCGCAUAGAAGGAAGUGUUAAAAAAAAACCUUCCUCAAGAUCUCAGAGCGCAAUGUGAAGCGAGCGGCGAGGGCUCGGUCGCGCAGACGUUCUGACUGCGAGAGCUGCUGCACUGACACCAUGCACCAGAAGACGCAGGACCGGUUGACUCCUCAAGGGCUGCACUACAGUGACCUGCGACACUUUGUGAACGAGGAUGGGAAUUACCUGUACUGUCGCUACUGGGAACCCACGACUCCCCCCAGAGAUACAGCACAGUAAGAUGGGACUGCACAAACACAUAGAGCAGGAUUGCACACGUACACAGAACAGGACAGGACCGAGGGAAUCUGGAGCACCAAGGGCCCUGGUGAUGAUACUACACGGCGCUGGAGAACAUAGCGGGGCGUACGGCAACGUUGCCACAAUGCUCGUCAACCAGUCCCUCUUUGUGUUUUCCCAUGAUCACAUUGGCCACGGGCAGAGUGAAGGUCAGCGCCUGAGCGUGUCUAACUUCAGUGUCUACGUCCGCGACUGCCUGCAGCACAUCGACAUGAUGAAACGCCGUUUCCCAGAUCUGAAGAUCUUCCUGUUGGCACAUUCCAUGGGAGGAUUGAUUGCUAUCUAUGCCAUGCACAACAGACCAGAAGACAUCGCCGGGGCAAUCUUCAUUUCACCUUUGGUUACACUGAAUCCUGAGUCAGCACGACCCUGGAAGGUGUUCUGUACCAAACUGCUGUGUCACCUGAUGCCAAAUAUGACCCUGGGAGUCAUGAAUCCACAGUGGCUAUCCAGAGAUGAAAAAGAGGUUCAAAACUUUUAUGAAGACCCUCUCUGCUACCAUGGAGGCAUGAAGGUGGGAUUUGCUGCUGUACUGUUAAAUGCACUAACCGGCCUGGAGAACAUACUGCCUACCAUCACAGCACCAGUGCUGCUCUUACACGGUGAUGCGGACAAAUUGUGCGACAUUAAGGGUUCACACAUCAUGUAUGAGAUGGUAACCAGCACUGACAGGACACUGAAGGUUUUUGAGGGAAGCUUCCACCAGCUUCACAAGGAACUUCCAGAGGUCGUGAAGGAAGUGUUUUCAUUAAUACAAACGUGGUUGAAUGACAGGCUGCCUCCGGCGAAUAUAUGAGUCCAGUCUGAAAAUAAGAAUGUUUAUCAUGAAAUCUGUUUAAUUUAUAUCGGGGAUGAAUGUUUGAGGGGGGUGGGAUGGGCUGAG